UUGUAUUGCUUCGUACAGUGCUAUGUUGUGCUACAUGUUUGUCAGUAAUUGGCUGUGCAUGAUACUGUUCGGCGAAAUUGAUCAAUAUCAUCUCAGCUUUGGUUAUGUCGGUUAUUGUGUUUUCGACGGAUUGUGUUUGUUUCACGAUCAAGACACUACCACUAAUAGUUUCUUGGUUACCACUCAUGCUUGCCAUCCGCGCCAGGACAUGGUUUCUUGGCAUCAGUAAUCUUGGAUUUUCGACGAACACCGUGUACUUGCAUGUCAGCGUUAUAUCAGUGUUUGGCACUGUUGUGAAAGUGUGUUGCAGGUCGUCUCCCAUAGCAGCUAUGAUUUGCUUCAUGGUUAAGUUGUCAAGCGCAGAAUUGAGCUUUUGCGACAUAGUAGAUGGUACUGGAUUGUGA
Molecule: messenger RNA, 404 nt
Organism: Suillus discolor
Lineage: Eukaryota; Fungi; Basidiomycota; Agaricomycetes; Boletales; Suillaceae
Exons: 3
Coding region: 105-404 (99 amino acids)
Source: RefSeq, a predicted model, not a curated record